UGAUGUCCUCUCUGGUGCACUCAGCCAACCCCUGCUGUUGUAAUGUAAAGCUGGUAGUAUCCUGGUGUACCGCUGUAAAGAAUCCGCUGAAAGGACCCGCUUUGAAUACAUCGGUGCCUCCAACUUAAUUAUUUCCUGCAUCGGAGAGAUUCCGCACCCACAUUACGCAUGGAAUGGUUUUGGGGGGAUUGGAGUAGAAAUGCAGCGCCGCACUUCCAGCCCACAACAAGAACCAUGCCCAGCUUACAUUGCAAGCAAAUCUAUGACAUCCUGUUUUAUCCGUUAUGACUUUGAUAUGAGUGAAUUUUGCUCGGAUACCGACGAGGAGUGAAGAAGACACACACAGCAGACAAGCUUAAGGACGCUGUUUACGCUGCAGACGCCUGUGUACCGAAAACCUCUGCAUUUAGGAUUUUUUUUUUUCUUUGAUGGAGCUGGAGAACAUAGUAGCCAACACUGUACUGCUAAAAGCGAGAGAGGGUGGAGGAGGAAAGCGGAAAGGGAGGAGUAAAAAAUGGAAGGAGAUCCUUCGCUUCCCCCAUAUAAGCCAGUGCACUGAGCUCGGAAACAGCAUCGAGAGGGACUAUGUCUGCAUCUGUGAGAAACAGCCCAUUGGACGGCUUCUCUUCCGUCUUUACUGUGAGACCAGACCCAAACUGCAACGAUGCAUCCAGCUACUGGACGCAAUGGAAGACUAUGAGGUGACACCUGAUGAAAAAAGAAAAAGCAGAGGAGACCAGAUCAUCAAGACUUUUCUCUCAAAACAAUCACCUCAGCGUGUAGACAUAGCAGAGGUUUUUGCAGACCAGUGCAGAGAGAACCUCGAGCUCAGUCCAUGUAAGGAGAUCUUCAGCAACUGCCGCAAGGCCGUUCAUGACUACCUGAGUGGAGCUCCGUUCGAGGACUACCAGAACUCCAUGUACUUUGACCGGUUCCUGCAGUGGAAGAUGCUGGAGAGGCAACCAAUCACUAAAGACACGUUCAGGCAGUACCGAGUGCUGGGGAAGGGGGGAUUUGGAGAGGUGUGUGCCUGCCAGGUCAGAGCAACGGGGAAGAUGUACGCCUGCAAGAAGCUGGAGAAGAAGAGGAUAAAGAAGAGGAAAGGAGAGUCGAUGGCACUCAACGAGAAGCAGAUUUUAGAGAAAGUCAACAGUAGAUUUGUUGUGAGCUUAGCGUACGCAUAUGAGACCAAAGACGCUCUGUGUCUGGUGCUGACCAUCAUGAACGGUGGAGACCUGAAGUUUCACAUCUACAACAUGGGCACGCCGGGCUUUGAUAAAGACAGGGUCCAGUUUUACGCUGCUCAAAUCUGCUGUGGGCUCGAGCAUCUCCACAGGGAAUGUAUCGUCUACAGGGAUCUGAAACCAGAGAAUAUCCUGUUAGAUGACAAUGGACACAUCCGUAUUUCUGACCUGGGGCUGGCCAUCAAAGUGCCUGAAGGAGAGCACAUCAGAGGCAGGGUGGGAACUGUGGGUUACAUGGCUCCGGAGGUGAUAAACAAUGAAAAGUACGGCAUGAGUCCUGAUUGGUGGGGGCUGGGCUGUCUUGUUUAUGAGAUGACCGCCGGACGAUCGCCUUUCCGCGCCCGCAAAGAGCGGGUGAAACGGGAGGAGGUGGAGAGGAGGGUGCAGGAGGAAGAGGAGGAGUACAACGACAAGUUUACAGAGGACACUAAGGCCAUCUGUAGAAUGCUGCUGACCAAAGACCCUAAGCAGAGGCUGGGGUGCCAGGCGGACGGAGCAGCGGGUGUCAAGGCCCACUCGUUCUUCAAAAACAUCAACUUCAAGAGGCUGGAGGCUGGGAUAGUGGAGCCUCCCUUUGUGCCUGAUCCUCGAGCAGUGUACUGUAAGGAUGUGUUGGACAUAGAGCAGUUCUCCACAGUCAAGGGAGUAAAUUUGGACCAAACUGACAAUGACUUCUACUCCAAAUUUGCUACAGGCAGCGUUUCCAUCCCAUGGCAGAAUGAGAUGAUAGAAACUGAAUGUUUCAGAGAUUUGAAUGUGUUUGGGCCUCAAGGGACCAGACCUCCAGAUCUGGACUGGAAUCAGCCACCAGAGCCGCCCAGACGCAGCCUGCUGGACAGGAUCUUCAGGAGGCAUCACCAAGACGUGUCUAUUUCCCACAGCCGUGUGCAGUCUUCCAGUGUAAACUCUGUGGACUCCAUGUCCAACUCUGCCCCCUAGUGGCGCAUCGACAGUGUGGGAGCCACACACACAGACACACAAAGGGAAGGAGCUCUGAGGGGCUUCCCCGCUGCUGAUUGGCCCACAGGCGGGGGCCUGAGCAGCAGCCGGAGACAGCCUGUCUAAAAGCCUAAAUGGUCAGCCCAUGGGGGGUGGGUGGGUGGGUGGGGGGGGGUGACCAGGCCCUGAGACCCUGGGCAUUUGUAGUGGGAUGGUCAAUGUUGCGGAGGCGUUUGGAAAUAUUCGGACAAACCUAACUCACCCUCAGGAUUGUUGGACUAUAGAACAGAGCCACUGAUGUUGAUGAAAACAGAAAAAAAUAGAAAACAAGCUAAUAUUCAGGGGAUCCACUGUAUAAUAAAGACCACCACAGGGAAUAGAAGAUGGGGUCUUAGUGAAUUUUCUUUUUUUUGUUUUUCCAGAAACUGAAUUUCUUUUUCACUCGCUUUAGGUCCUUUACUUUCUGGCCUGUUAUCUUGCACCAGUAUCUCUUCAUCUAAUUACAGCCCUCCGAGCGUCACCAUCUGUACAACUCAUACUCACUAACUUAUUCUUUCUCUGUAUUUCCACCUCCCAUACCUCAGAUCACUCCUUAAACAUUCAGAACACAUCACCUCAACAACCUCAACACAUAAUGUACAUUGCCUUGCGUACACUCAGGCCAAAGAUUACAGUUUAGUUUUGUGAUACUGUUGUCAUGUCGAUUUCCUGGUUUUUGAAGGUUUUUAGCCGUCGUUUAGAACCACAGGAGGAUCAGAAUGUGUGAUCCGUUUUCUACACUUUCUCUAAAUAUGAGCCUGCAGACAUAUCAUAUUGCUUAAAGCACACAUACAGUACAUACAUACGCAGUCAGAUAGACGCACACACACACACGCACACACACACAUACACGCACACACGCACACACAGACUGAAUUGUGAGAAUCGUGUUGUGUUUUCAUUGCAUGGACAAGUGUAAGUAUGGACAGCUGUAUCCCUUUCGCUUUUGCAUACCUCAUUCCACUGAUGUUAGCAUCGUAUACACACAGACGUCUCCCUUGGUUUACAGUGUCACUUUAUAUUUGACAUUAUGUGGAGUUUGAAAAACGAAUUAAUAUGCUGUACAGAAACAAAAAUAUCUGCUUUUUUUUCUUUUUUUUUUUUUUGCUCAAUUUUCUGCACAGUCCCCGUUGAGUGGAGAGCAACACAUGCACUCAGCCUGACUUACAAUUUGCACAAUUUAAAACAAUGUCAUGCUGUUUUGUCACCAAAUGAAAAAUGUUUUUACCUCUGAUCAUUAAGGCACAUUAUUGUAUUGAUAUUCUUCACACAGGCCGGUUAUUUUCAACAUCCGAAACUAAAGUGUUCUUGCUCUCCCUUUGCCUUUUUUUUCCAUUUAAAAGUUAUUGCUGCAUAGCCGCUGUUGUCACGUGUACAGGUUUUUUAUAUUUUUGCCCCCUUACACUUGAUCUUAACGUACUCUUCAAAAUGCCUCACAAAUCUAAAGGGUCUUCCUCUUGUGUUGUGUUCAACCAUAUUCAAAGAUACAGGGUAUCAACGGCUGCGUGGAACGUUUUAUCCUAUCUGAAUUGUAUUUAAUCGGUCCAGUUCAUUCAUGUCAGAGCAGAUGAGGAGGGGAGGAAGACACCAGAGGAUCCUGCAAACACCACCGCAAAGAAGUGGCCUUCUCGCAGCAGCACAGCCAUUUGAAAGGGAGGAAGAGCGCGGCCUCUUCUGCUUGUUUUAAGAAUGUGGUAUUUUCUGUAUUUGAGAUAGUGAAAGAUGGUCCAGUAAUUUUAAUCAUCCUUACAAUCUCAUGCAAGCCUGUUUUUUUUUUUUUUUUUUUUCUGUGUACUUGAUAUGGGAAAAAAAAAAAAAAAUCUGAAUCAGACUGAAGUGCCUCCUUGUUAGCAUGAUCUCCCAGACAAUGCCCACACAGACAUCAGCACUUUGUUUAUUCUCUGACUGUCAUGCUCUGUUUGUUUCACCGGGGAACGCGUCAACACAAACACACACAGACUCACACAGUUUGCUGGAAGUGAGGGGAAGGAGGGGUGGAGAAGGGUGCAGGGAGGAGGGAUGGGAUGAAUGAGGGAGUUUUCUUUCUUAUUGUGAUGUACAGCAAAGUGCUGAGUGCAUGUGAAAGCCAAACCCACUGUGUCCUUCUAGUCCUAAUAAACUCUGUGCUAUAGUUUGAGUA
Seriola aureovittata is the source of this 4362-nucleotide messenger RNA. RefSeq names its product G protein-coupled receptor kinase 5 like (gene grk5l). The transcript has 16 exons. Gene Ontology annotation, cellular component: cytoplasm. Lineage: Eukaryota; Metazoa; Chordata; Actinopteri; Carangiformes; Carangidae. The record is from RefSeq and is a predicted model, not a curated record. Gene Ontology annotation, molecular function: ATP binding; G protein-coupled receptor kinase activity. Gene Ontology annotation, biological process: regulation of signal transduction; signal transduction; protein phosphorylation. Bases 429 to 2183 code for a protein of 584 amino acids.